AUGGAAUCCUUGCCGAACCCCUACCGGCAGUCUGUUUCCCUGACUGUGGGUUAUAUGGUGAAGAUCAAGACAGAUCUUCUGUGUCCCUCUGGAGGGAGCCCAGAAUUUGUGGUGAAUUUCUACGUGUGUCCUGAGGAAGGUGGCGACAUCGCAUUCCAUUUCUGAGUCUACGCGAAGAACGUGCUGGUGAUGAACAGCUUCCAGGAAGGGGGAAGGAGGGAGGAAGAGAAAGCAUCUUCUGACCCCUUUGUGCCAGGGCAGCCGUUGGAGCUUCGAUUUUGGGUGCUGGAGAAUGAAUACCAGGUGUUUGUGAAUAACAAGGCCACCUACGUCUUUGCCCACUGCCCGCCCUCACAGUCUGUAAAAAUGCUGGAGGUGAAGGGGGAUAUUGUGCUUACUUCCGUGGAAGUAUGUUGAGGGGCAGAAGAUCUUGCAAUGAAAACAUCCACCCCGUUAUACUCUACAAUGUGCAGGACCAGAGCAACGCCCAGAAGAUGCCAGGACACCCCCCUGUUGCCACACUUACGCUAAUGAUAAUAAA
This is a messenger RNA of Physeter macrocephalus (sperm whale), 541 nucleotides long. RefSeq names its product placental protein 13-like. The transcript is spliced from 4 exons. Lineage: Eukaryota; Metazoa; Chordata; Mammalia; Artiodactyla; Physeteridae. The record is from RefSeq and is a predicted model, not a curated record. Gene Ontology annotation, molecular function: carbohydrate binding.